UCGCGCGCGCUGCCUAUCUGUCCUCGCGUACGGCCUUCACCGAAUCCCUCCGCUUGUUGCAUGCUUGCUAUCCAUCCCCGUCCGUCCGGUGCCGUAGACGCGGCGAUCCGCUACGCAGGAAGGAUACGGUGCGAAUAGGAUAUCAAUCAUCGGCGUGCAGCACCACGGCCGAGGGGGGAUUCACCGCAUCACGAUCUCCGAUCCGAUCCGCGAGCACCGACCAUUCAAUUGCUUGCGAUCUUGUGUAUAAAUAAUGCCAUCCCGUAGCGGAGAUUGCCAGCAGUCCCGUCUCAUAUCGACAUCCAUGGAGGCGUCGAAGCCGGAGGUGAUGGUGGGUGGUUGCUGCCGCUGUGCACAGAGUGACAGCGGGGAGAAGGGGGAGGAGAUGAGUAGUGUCAUGGACUGCAAGGUGGUGCCGGCGGCGGCGGAAGAGGAGCCGUACGUGAUGGCCGUCGACGACAGCUCCGUAGACCGCGCCGUCAUUACCGGGCUGCUCCGGCGCUCCAAAUACAAAGUAACCGCGGUGGACAGUGGGAAGAGGGCGCUCGAGAUCUUGGGCUCGGAACCGAAUGUGUGCAUGAUCAUCACGGACUACUGGAUGCCGGAGAUGACUGGCUACGACCUGCUUAAGAAAAUCAAGGAGUCGUCGGAGCUCAAGCAGAUCCCGGUGGUGAUCAUGUCCUCCGAGAACGUGCCCACGACGAUCAACAGAUGCCUGGAAGAAGGUGCGGAGGACUUCCUGCUCAAGCCCGUCAGGCCGUCGGACGUCUCGCGCAUAACUGCACGGAUGCUGCAGUGAAAAGGACCACUGAACUGACUGAUCGCCGCUGUCUGCGGCGGCGCCGUUCGUCAGAUUGUUACUAGUGUUUUACAGCUCCAGUAGAUGUAGGCAUGGAGUAAAUUAAGAAAAGCAGUUAGGGAGGAGAAUAUGUAUAAUGCAAUGUGGUACACUCAGAUUCCUUCGCAGGUGCUUUUGGGCUUUUAGUCGUCGCUUUCAUCAACCAGCUUGAAUUAGUUGUAGGCUUCUAGGAGAAAGUUUGUCUUCAUUAAGAUGUGUAACCAGUGCAUGAAUUAUUUUGUUCCAAGGAAAAUUAC
Messenger RNA from Phragmites australis (common reed), 1095 nucleotides. RefSeq names its product two-component response regulator ORR5-like. The transcript is spliced from 5 exons. The record is from RefSeq and is a predicted model, not a curated record. NCBI's taxonomy places the organism in Eukaryota, Viridiplantae, Streptophyta, Magnoliopsida, Poales, Poaceae. Gene Ontology annotation, biological process: phosphorelay signal transduction system; cytokinin-activated signaling pathway. Bases 254 to 799 code for a protein of 181 amino acids.